This is a messenger RNA of Theileria annulata, 762 nucleotides long. RefSeq lists its product as uncharacterized. The transcript is spliced from 3 exons. The record is from RefSeq and is a predicted model, not a curated record. Lineage: Eukaryota; Apicomplexa; Aconoidasida; Piroplasmida; Theileriidae. The coding region runs from base 1 to 762 and encodes 253 amino acids.
AUGAAUAAAAUAAUAAAAAAUUUUAUAAUAUAUAAUUUAAUAUUUGUAUAUAAAAUAUUAAGUAUAAAUUAUGAUAAAUGUGAUUUAAUUGUUGAUUCCGCUAUUUGUAUUAAUAAUAAUGAAAAAAUUAUACUACCAGAUGCUAUACGUUCAGACUACUUACUUAAGUACUUAGUUAGUACUAUGGUAUUAGUUAGUUACAUUAUUAGUAUUAUUGGGCUUGACUCCGUUACGGUGGAAAAUAAGACUACCAAAAUUGCUCCUAAGGGAGCUAAUGACACUUUUAGUACCCCUGGAAAGGGAGCUAAUGGUAGAAUAUUAUAUAUGAAAUUUGAUGAGAUAUAUCCAGUGGAUAGUAGUGGAUAUGGUAAUCAUGGUAUUGGUAUAAUAUCAGGACAUUCAGGAUUUGGUGGUAUUGGUACUUCUGCAUAUUUCAGAAAUAAUUUUAUAUACAUUAAUAAUCAUAAUUUAAAUAAUAAUAAUAAUCAUUUGAAUGGGAAAUUUAAUAAUUUGAAUGGAAAAUUUAAUGAAUUAAUUGGAAAUUUCAAUGGAAAUACUUUGAAUGGGAUUGGUAAUGGGAUUGGAAUUGGAAAUGGAAAUUUGAUUGAAAAUGAUUUUACAAUAAUGUUUUAUAUUUAUAUGUUAACUGAUGAAAAAUCUUUACAAAAUUCUUUAAAAUUUAAUCAAUUCUGUACUAUUCUACAUAAAGUAAUUUUAAACUCAUUAUUACUUAAUUAUUUACUAACUAUAGUAAUUAAUUAG